ACACACAACCUAGCAUUCCAUUUCCUAGUAGCCGCAUCUCUGACCAUAAAGCUACAAAAAUUAGGGCACUCCCUCAUCCAACAUUUAUUUUAUUUCUCUAUAUUACUUAUUUUUUUAUAUUCUCUCUAUAACAUUCUUUUUAUUACUCGUAUCCUCACAUGCCUUUUCAUAUCUCGUAAAAACGUAAUCUCAAAAAAUACCCAAAAACAAAUAUAAUAAAAAUAAACCGACAAACCAAAUUCUAAAAUUUUUUUCUUCCUUUUUUUUUUUUAUAAAAUUACACAUCAUGAAUAUCUCUUCUUCCUUUGGUGAAACAUGUGCAAAAUCCCUAAUAAAUUAUCAUAAUGAGCUUAACGCAAGCUUUAACAUUCACAUUUAUAACAAUAAUCACAUUUACAAAGACAAAGUCAUUUUUGUAAUGGGCGCAACAGGAACAGGGAAAUCCAAACUAUCCAUCGACAUAGCAAAUCAUAUCCCAGCUGAAAUAAUAAAUUGUGAUAAAAUCCAAGUCUACAAAGGUCUUAAUACUCUCACAAAUAAAGUCACCCAAGAAGAAUCUCAAGGCAUACGCCAUCACUUGUUAGGGUUCAUAGAUGACCCAAAUGCUGAUUAUAACGUAACCCAUUUUCGAAAUGACGCUAUUCUUGCAAUUGAAUCGAUUAUCGAACAAAAUAAGCAUCCAAUUAUUGUGGGUGGUUCAAAUUCAUUCAUUGAAUCAUUAAUUAAUGGUGAUUCUUAUUUUAUGUCAAGAUAUGAGUGUUGUUUUCUCUGGGUUGAUGUUAAUUUACCUGUUCUUGAUCGAUUUGUUUCAAAACGGGUCGAUCAAAUGGUUGAAUCGGGUUUGGUUGAUGAAGUUAGGGAGAUAUUUGACCCGGAAGGGGAUUAUACGCGAGGUAUAAGACGUGCGAUUGGAGUGCCAGAAUUGGAUCGUUUUCUUAGGGCUGAAAAAGAUGGGUUUGUUGAUAAGGGUGCAUUGGAUAUUCUUCUUAAGAUUGCUAUUGAUGAAAUUAAGGUUAAUACGUAUAAUCUUGCUUGUCGUCAAGUGAAUAAAAUACGUAAAAUGAAAGAUUUUUGGGGGUGGGAUUUGCACCAUAUUGAUGCUACUGACGCUUUUCUUAAGGAUAAAACAGAGGAAAGGAAUGAAGCGUGGGAAAGACUUGUUGUUCGUCCAAGUGUGUUGUGUGUGAGAGAUUUUCUACGCGCCACUAGAAGUAGUGGCAUGCAGAGCAAGUCUAAAGCACCGAGCACCACUGUUAUUAAAGAAGUGGUAUCGUCUAUGGCGACAGUGCCAGCUGUCAUUUGAUGUGGUAUCAGAGUUAAUAUGGUAUUAGAGCUAAUGCAAUAAAGUUAGGAAUUUGAAUUUUAGUUACACUUCUAUUUUAUUGAGGUUGUUACGUUUGACCUAAAAUUUUAAACAUUAAUAGGUACACUAUAACAAUUUCAAUGGAAUGGAGGGGAAUCUUCAAACAUUCAGCUAUUGGCAAGUCAUUUUAAAUUUGUUGUAUUAUGAUUAAAAAAAACUCUGACAAACUACGAUUAAAUAAAUUUAAAGGUAAAAAAGGGAUCAGAAGAACGUUUCUAUGAAGGUGUAAAACGUUUUUCUAAGAGUGAGUUUAGAAAAGAGUAUUUGAAGCGGCAUUAAGGCAUGCAGCAUGUAUAUGAGGCAUAAUCUACAUAAGACUUGUGAGUUGUGAGUGUCCACCAUCACUUGGGAUUUGGGAGCUAGAGUCUAAAGUGUACUCAAAUGAUUGUAUCUUUAAAUUACUAUCAUUUUCAAUAGAUGCUAUACCCAUUAAUGUAAUGGUAUCAUUUCAAGAAAAUAUGCUUCGGGUCCAUUAGUUUGG
Messenger RNA from Amaranthus tricolor (Joseph's coat), 1844 nucleotides. Its product is annotated as adenylate isopentenyltransferase 5, chloroplastic-like. Gene Ontology annotation, biological process: cytokinin biosynthetic process; tRNA modification. Bases 287 to 1303 code for a protein of 338 amino acids. Gene Ontology annotation, molecular function: tRNA dimethylallyltransferase activity. The transcript has a single exon. NCBI's taxonomy places the organism in Eukaryota, Viridiplantae, Streptophyta, Magnoliopsida, Caryophyllales, Amaranthaceae. The record is from RefSeq and is a predicted model, not a curated record. Gene Ontology annotation, cellular component: mitochondrion.